AAAAGAAAAGUAAACAAUGUUCGUUCUCUUCUAGUUGGUAUAUAUAAGGACUUUUCCUAUUUGAAGUACAGUGUUAAAAAAGAUGCUGUUUUUUGUUUUUCUUGUCGUUUAUUUGGUGCUGGUCCCGAUGCAGAAAAAUUUCAAGAGACAUAGUCAUUCAAAGGCGUUUCAUCAUGGUUGAAGAUGACAGGUAUUUGAAACAGUUGCCAAGAAACAGGUUGAGACCGACAUUCUUUUGUUUUAUUGUAGGCUCCGAUGGAAAGAUGGUUAAGCAUUUUAAAUCUACGGCACAUAUGAGCACUGAAAAUCGUUUAUUAAACUUUUCUCAGAAAAAAACUAAUAUUGAUGUAAUAUUAAUUGCUGGUCAAAGAGAAGUUGAUCGAAAAAGAGAACAACUUUUAAAAUUAAAUAAAUAAUAGUCAGAACUAGAUCUCCUAUAAUAAAAAGUAAUUCUGUUUUAGGCAAUCUCGCUGCAACUAUCGAUCUGUUGCUUCAUCGUGAUUCAAUACUUGAUCAAUGGUUUAAAGACUCCAGUUUACGUCCACAUCAUGUGACUUAUCUUCAUCAUAAUUCACAAAACGAACUUAUCACAUUAUUAGGUAGAGCUGUUCAUCAAGCAAUAUUGAAUGACACACAUAAAGCACAAUUUAUUUCUGUGACUGUCGAUUCAACUACUGAUAUUUCUAAUAAAGAGAUAUAUACAAUUGUAAUUCGAUUUGUAAAAGACUUCAUUACUCAAGAACGAAUAAUAUCUGUUAUGGAAUUAAAUUCCAAGGUAGGUGAAGAUAUAUGUGGUUUUGUAUUUAUUUUACUUGAUCAAAGAAAUAAACCAAAUAUGCGAUAUCUUAAUCGUAUUUUAAUGAUUCUUUGUUCAAUGAUCGCUAUUCUUGUUGCAUAUGAUGCAACUAAAAUUUUUAUUUGGCAAGAAUUGUUUUUUUGA
Messenger RNA from Rotaria sordida, 940 nucleotides. The record is from the annotation of a GenBank genome assembly. NCBI's taxonomy places the organism in Eukaryota, Metazoa, Rotifera, Eurotatoria, Philodinida, Philodinidae.